Glycine soja is the source of this 1402-nucleotide messenger RNA. RefSeq names its product superoxide dismutase [Fe] 3, chloroplastic. Gene Ontology annotation, molecular function: superoxide dismutase activity; metal ion binding. Bases 61 to 978 code for a protein of 305 amino acids. Lineage: Eukaryota; Viridiplantae; Streptophyta; Magnoliopsida; Fabales; Fabaceae. The record is from RefSeq and is a predicted model, not a curated record. The transcript has 9 exons. Gene Ontology annotation, biological process: superoxide metabolic process. Gene Ontology annotation, cellular component: chloroplast nucleoid.
UCUCUCUCUUAAUUUCUGCUACCAAUUACUUCUAUUCAUUAAAAUUGGGGUUUGCAAGUGAUGUCUCUAUUUGUUUCCAUUUCAUUUAUGAACGUGCUUACACAAGUUCAAAUCUUAGCUAAUGUCAUGGGACAAAUUUAUGCACAAAAUGGUUGGUUUAGAAUUUCAACAAAAGGCAACAAAGUAGCAAUGGCUUCCUGUUACUUCAAUCCUAUCCCUACUAGUUCUCAUCUCAUUUUGGCUGACUUAUCUAGACAGUUCAAGAUUCCCAAGCUUCUUCACAGGAAAAAGAGGUUUGAUGGCUCACCUAGAUCCUCAAAAAUCGCUGCAUUUUAUGGCUUGACGACCCCUCCUUAUGAACUUGAUGCCUUAGAGCCUUAUAUGAGCAAGAGGACAAUUGAUAUGCACUGGGGUGAAUAUCAUCAGAAUUUUAUAGAAGGUUUGAACAAACAGCUGGAGAAGGAUGAUAUACUGUAUGGUUACACUUUGGAUGAACUAGUCAAAGUGACAUACAACAAUGGGAAUCCUCUGCCUGAAUUCAACAAUGCAGCUGAGGUUUGGAAUCAUGACUUCUUCUGGGAAUCCAUGCAACCAGGAGGGGGUGAUAUGCCCAAACUAGGUCUCCUUCAACAGAUUGAAAAGGAUUUUGGAUCAUUUACAAAUUUUAGGGAAAAGUUUAUAGGAGCUGCUCUCUCAUUAUUUGGAUCUGGCUGGGUUUGGCUAGUUUUGAAGAGAGAAGAGAAACGACUGGAGAUAGUCAAAACUUCAAAUGCCAUUUGCCCAAUUGUGUGGGAUGACAUACCAAUUAUCAAUUUGGAUUUGUGGGAGCAUGCAUAUUAUCUGGAUUACAGGAAUGAUAGAGCAAAGUAUGUGGAUGUAUUUAUGAACCACCUUGUGUCUUGGGAUGCUGCAAUGGGCCGAUUGACAAGAGCAGAGGCUUUUGUGAACUUAGGAGAACCUAAAAUUCCUGUUGCAUGAAAUAUUGAAACGCUUAAUGAUUACAGUUACAGGGGUGGCAAUGGCCAUAUGGCAUCUUAGGUGGAGUUGAUAAAAGGAAUGAGUAGAUUUCACUCAUCAUAUGAGUACAUUAAUACUGCCCCAUGUGCUUCUUUCUGGUUGUCAAAUUUUGCAGUGUUUAGGAUUCAGGACAACUUGUAAUUUGGGGGGAUCUACUGAAUUUAGAGGAGGCAAGGAUUUCAAUGUAGAACGAGAGAGAAAAAACAAGUUUGUUCUUGGACUUAUUACAGUCUCAUUGUAUGAAAGUGUGAAUGUAAUUAUUUAUGUGGCAAGAGGCUACCAAAUUUUAAAACUGACCCACAAUUCUGAAUGCAGUUACACUGAUAUAAGUACAACUCGAGGGGUUGUGUUAAUCAGAAAAGAAAAGAAAAUUGUCUUUGAUUCA